CGGCACGUCGGCAUCGGGCGAGCGCACGCACAGCGUCGGCGUCCGCGUAGUGCCGGGCGCGACGACGCGAGCACUGACGGAAGCAUCGGCCGGGCCGAACGCCGCACCUCCUGCUCCUAUAAUGCAUUCCAGCUGCUCCAGUGACAACACUCGAGAGGAGAGUACGGUGCUACACUGAGAGGAGAAGCAGCGGAGGGAGGCGGCGUUCCUUGCGAUCUUUCGCAUCUGGUCUAUUAGUUUCUUUAUGAGUAAGGCUUAAAAUAAAGGGGACCUGACUGAAGCGACGGUGCAACAAAGAUUGGAUACAUGGGUUCCCUCACAAGUUUUUGGAUGAUGAACUUGUGCGGGAACCCAAUUUGCUCCAAGCAAGCUGUAGUCUCAUGCUCACUGAAGGAAAUAUUCAACUCUUCCACUUGCAUGAAUCAUCUGCUGGUGGUUGGCAUUGCCGCACUGCUCAUCAUCGUAUUUGCACUCCAAUUGCUAGUCAGAAUUCCAAAGAGGGGAGCAUCCACACGACAGCUUGUCAUACUCAAUUCACCUCUACAUUUGGCUGCUGUAGUGUUCGAUGGCUGCUUGGGUCUGGUUUAUCUUGGCCUUGGAUUGUGGAUGCUCGGGAGUAGCUUCAAUCAUGAUGCUUUUGUUUACCUACCACAUUGGUGGUUAGUAACCUUAUCUCAAGGAUUCAGUUUGAUCCUUAUCAGCUUCGCUUUCAGCAUCAGAGCACGUUUACUUGGAGUGGCAUUUGUCCGAUUUUGGUCGGUUCUAUUGACCAUAUAUGGCGCAUACAUAUGUUGCUCCGCAGUUGUUUACAUGCUCACAGAUAAGGUGAUCACCAUGAAGGCUUCUUUAGAUGUUCUAUUCCUACCAGGCGUACUACUACUCCUUGUUUAUGGAAUAUGGCACAUUAAGGAUGAUGGUUAUGAAGGAAUCGAAAAUGCUUUAUAUAAUCUCCUCAACAACGAGACUGUUGAGGGUACGACUGAUUCUAAGAGUCAUGUAACCCCUUUUGCUCAAGCUGGGUUUUUCAGCGUGAUGUCAUUUUGGUGGCUGAACCCUCUGAUGAAGAUGGGUUAUGAGAAGCCCCUUGAGGAGAAAGACAUGCCACUUUUAGGUGCCACAGAUCGAACAUAUCACCAGUACUUGAUGUUCUUGGAGAAGCUGAACAGCAAGAAGCAGUUACAGCCACAUGGCACUCCGUCAGUCUUUUGGACUAUCGUUUCUUGUCACAAGAGUGAGAUCAUGGUCUCAGGUUUCUUUGCAUUGCUCAAGGUGCUCACGUUAUCUUCAGGUCCGGUGCUUCUGAAGGCAUUCAUCAAUGUUUCGCUUGGGAAAGGGGCCUUUAAAUAUGAAGGCUAUUUGUUGGCUGCAGCAAUGUUCUUUUGCAAAUGUUGUGAAUCUUUGUCGCAGAGGCAGUGGUAUCUCCGCACUCGAAGGUUAGGACUCCAGGUGAGGUCAUUUCUAUCAGCUGCUGUCUAUAAGAAACAACAGAAGCUAUCAAACUCAGCAAAAAUAAAGCAUUCUUCUGGACAGAUCAUGAACUAUGUCACUGUAGACGCCUACAGGAUUGGGGAAUUCCCAUACUGGUUCCAUCAAACAUGGACGACAAGUGUCCAGCUUUGCAUUGCUCUGGCAAUUCUAUAUAGUGCAGUUGGACUUGCUAUGAUUGCAUCACUGUUUGUCAUCAUUAUCACUGUACUUUGCAAUGCUCCACUGGCCAAACUGCAACACAAAUUUCAGAGUAAACUUAUGGAAGCACAAGAUGUGAGACUGAAGGCCAUGUCCGAGUCCUUAAUUCAUAUGAAGGUCUUAAAGCUUUAUGCAUGGGAAACUCAUUUCAAGAAGGUCAUCGAGGGGUUAAGGGAGAUAGAAUACAAGUGGUUGUUAGCAUUCCAGCUUAGGAGAGCAUACAACAGUUUCCUGUUUUGGUCAUCACCUGUUUUGGUUUCGGCUGCAACCUUCCUGGCAUGCUAUCUUUUGAAAACUCCUCUUGAUGCUAGCAACGUCUUUACCUUUGUGGCAACUCUGCGCCUUGUUCAAACUCCAAUUAGGCAGAUACCAGAUGUAAUUGGAGUUGUGAUACAAGCUAAAGUUGCUUUCACUAGGAUAGCAAAGUUUCUUGAUGCGCCUGAGCUUAACGAACAAGUUAGGAAGAAAUACCAUGUGGGAACUGAGUAUCCAAUAGUGAUAAACUCCUGCAGUUUCUCAUGGGAUGAGAACACAUCAAAACCAGUUCUAAAGAAUAUAAAUUUGGUGAUCAGAACAGGAGAGAAGGUUGCAAUCUGUGGCGAGGUAGGAUCGGGAAAGUCAACACUUUUGGCUGCAGUACUUGGAGAGCUCUUGAAAACUGAAGGCACGAUCCAAGUUUGUGGGAAGAUAGCAUAUGUUUCUCAGAAUGCAUGGAUCCAAACAGGAACUGUUCAAGCUAAUAUUCUCUUUGGAUCUUCGAUGGACAAGCAAAGAUACCAAGAAACACUUGUGAAAUGCUCUUUGGUCAAGGACCUUGAAAUGUUGCCAUAUGGAGACCAUACUCAAAUUGGGGAGAGAGGGGUAAAUCUUAGUGGUGGUCAGAAGCAGCGUGUUCAGCUUGCUCGUGCAUUAUACCAAAAUGCAGACAUCUAUCUUCUUGAUGACCCUUUCAGUGCUGUUGAUGCCCACACAGCAACAAGUCUCUUCAAUGAAUAUGUCAUGGAAGCUCUAUCAGACAAGACUGUUCUUUUGGUGACCCACCAAGUGGACUUUCUACCCGUAUUUGAUUGCAUUCUGUUAAUGUCCGAUGGGGAGAUUAUUCGAUCUGCACCUUAUCAAGAUCUAUUGGCAUAUUGUGAAGAAUUUCAGAGCCUUGUAAGUGCCCAUAAAGAUACUAUUGGUAUUUCAGAUCUUAACAACGUGCCACCCCACAGAGCAAAGGAAAUAUCGACCAAGGAGAGAGAUGAUAUUCAUGGAAGCAGAUAUAGAGAACCUGUGAAGCCAUCACCAGCUGACCAACUGAUCAAGCGAGAGGAAAGAGAAAUGGGGGAUACAGGACUCAAGCCUUAUAUGCUCUACCUGUGCCAGAAAAAGGGCUUCUUGUACGCCUUUCUUUGUGUUAUUUCCCACAUAAUUUUCAUAUCCGCGCAAAUAUCGCAGAAUUCAUGGAUGGCUGCUAAUGUCCAGAAUCCUAGUGUUAGCAUACUGAAGUUGAUUUCUGUGUACAUCGCUAUUGGAGUUUGCUCAGUGUUCUUUAUACUAUCUAGAUCUUUAUCAGCCGUUGUUCUUGGUAUCCAGACAUCAAGAUCCUUAUUUUCCCAAUUACUAAACUCGUUGUUCCGUGCACCAAUGUCCUUUUUUGAUUCUACUCCUCUAGGAAGGGUACUUAGCCGGGUUUCUUCAGAUUUGAGUAUUGUUGACCUUGAUGUUCCAUUCGCCGUCAUGUUUAGCAUUAGUGCCAGCUUAAAUGCUUAUAGCAAUCUGGGGGUAUUAGCUGUUGUUACAUGGCAAGUUCUGUUUGUCUCGGUGCCAAUGAUAGUUCUCGCAAUCAGGUUGCAGCAACGAACGAGAGGAGUUGUAGGGCAAGCACCGCAAGGCACAACGUGGCCUGGUCGUGCAAUUUAUAUUGCUAUGGCAAGGUGCUGUGCUGUGUACAGGGGCAGCCAACGAUAUUCGGUUGAGAUACAACAAACCGAGAUUGAGUACAAUCAGGUGGUUAGCAAACUUAAACAAGAAUAUAUAUCUCUAGCUAUCUGUACACGAGAGAGGUACUAUCUAGCCUCGGCCAAGGAGUUGAUGCGGAUCAAUGGCACUACAAAAUCUGCUCUGGCUAAUCACUUAGGUGAAUCGAUUACGGGGGCUAUGACAAUAAGGGCCUUCAAUGAAGAAGAUCGUUUCUUUGCUAAAAAUUCGGAGCUUGUUGACAAGAAUGCCGGUCCAUACUUUUAUAAUUUUGCAGCAACUGAAUGGCUGAUUCUACGCUUGGAGACAAUGAUUGCUGCGGUUCUUUCAUUUUCCGCCUUUGUCAUGGCUCUUCUUCCUACUGGAACUUUGAGCCCUGGUUUUGUAGGAAUGGCAUUGUCCUAUGGUCUAUCCCUAAAUGUGUCCUUUGUUUCCUCUAUUGAAAAACAAUGCAACCUUGCAAAUCAAAUUAUCUCCGUGGAAAGGGUGAAUCAGUACAUGGACAUACAAAGUGAAGCAGAAGUUAUUGAAGAAAACCGACCAGCACCAGACUGGCCCCAAGUUGGCAGGGUGGAGCUCAGAGAUUUGAAGAUUAGGUAUAGGCAAGAUUCUCCCCUUGUACUACAUGGAAUCACUUGUACGUUUGAAGGUGGUGAUAGGAUUGGUAUAGUUGGUCGGACAGGAAGUGGGAAGACAACGUUAAUUGGUGCAUUGUUUCGUCUUGUGGAGCCAGCUGGAGGGAAAAUAAUUAUAGACUCUGUAGACAUCACCACAAUAGGCUUACAUGACCUGCGUUCACGCUUGGGUAUCAUUCCACAAGAUCCGACACUCUUUCAGGGUACCAUAAGAUAUAAUCUAGACCCUCUUGGGCAAUUCUCAGAUCAACAAAUAUGGGAGGUUCUUGACAAAUGUCAGCUUCUUGAAGCUGUGCAGGAGAAGGAACAGGGAUUGGAUUCACUUGUUGUGGAAGACGGUUCGAACUGGAGCAUGGGCCAAAGGCAGCUCUUCUGUUUGGGUCGCGCACUUUUAAGAAGAAGUCGUGUCUUAGUUCUCGAUGAGGCCACUGCAUCUAUUGACAACGCAACUGAUGCUAUCCUUCAGAAAACGAUCAGGACAGAAUUCGAAGAUUGUACUGUUAUCACUGUCGCACACCGUAUACCAACGGUUAUGGACUGCACUAUGGUGCUUGCAAUGAGUGACGGAAAAGUGGUGGAGUAUGAUAGCCCUAUGAAGCUCAUGGAAACUGAAGGAUCUCUCUUCUGCGAGCUCGUCAAAGAGUACUGGUCAUACACAUCAAGCGGAAAUAUUUAGGAUAAACUGUUUAUUAUGUAUGUUUUCGCUGCAAUCUUUUAAAACGGAUAUACAGAAACUUUAGCUCAUGUAUCAUAGGACAUCGUCUACUUGGAGUCUGAAGAAUAGGCACCACGCGUUGUUGGGAAAUGCUUUUGUUAUCUAGUUUCUACCUGAAAUUUUGAGCACGGACAGCUUCUGUUCACCCGUCCUUGCUGCCUUCAAGUGGUAAUCAGAGUAAAACCGUGAGCAUUUUCUUGCUCCAAUAGUGGGUAAUGAUCUGUAAAAUGAAAAAUGGGAGGCAGUUCCAAUC
This is a messenger RNA of Phragmites australis (common reed), 5251 nucleotides long. Its product is annotated as ABC transporter C family member 10-like. Lineage: Eukaryota; Viridiplantae; Streptophyta; Magnoliopsida; Poales; Poaceae. The coding region runs from base 307 to 4959 and encodes 1550 amino acids. The transcript is spliced from 14 exons. Gene Ontology annotation, biological process: transmembrane transport. The record is from RefSeq and is a predicted model, not a curated record. Gene Ontology annotation, cellular component: vacuolar membrane; plant-type vacuole. Gene Ontology annotation, molecular function: ATP binding; ABC-type transporter activity; ATP hydrolysis activity.